Molecule: messenger RNA, 1007 nt
Organism: Camellia sinensis
Lineage: Eukaryota; Viridiplantae; Streptophyta; Magnoliopsida; Ericales; Theaceae
Source: RefSeq, a predicted model, not a curated record
GUAGGGAACUGAAAUGCUGCUACAAGGCCACCAUUGAUGGAUUUAGUGCUACCUCCUUCCACAACUGCUGUGACUUCAAGGGACCCUGUGUUAUAAUUGGCUACACAAACAAGUCAUUCAAGUUUGGAGCAUUCAACCCAGAAGGCUACAGAAGUACUGAUGAUUACUAUGACACUUUUGAUCCAUUUCUCUUCUAUUGGGAAGAAGAUAAUGAGAACAAAGAACCCAUUAUUCUCCCCAAAGUUGGGGGCAGUGGUGCAGCCCUUUUUGACUAUGCUCGCGGUGGCCCACAGUUUGGGGCUGAUGGGCUGCUCAUUGGACCACCACUGGCACCAGUCAUGGGUGGUUUUGCAGGGCCAGAUACUAAUUCAGGUAUUGGUGAUCUAAGGCAAGCUAAGUCUAGAUUAGGAUUGUCUUAUGCUAAAAGGCCAGAUGGGAAGGAGUCAUUGUUUGGUGAUGAGAACAGGGCUACCCUUGAAGAGGUGCAAGUGUUUUGCAGCCCUCAAAUUGCAAGCCUAUACUAGAUUGGUGUCCAAACAGUCACAAUCCUGGAAUUGUUUUCAAUUGAAGCAAGUGGGGAUAGAGCACAAUCUUUAGAGGACAGACCAAAAAGAAACAUAAAUAUUUAAAGGGAUUGUCUUAACUAUAUGUUGAUUUGCACGCUCGGAGAAAGAAAAGGGACUGUGCUUACACAAAUAUUCGAUACCCCAUGGCCAAGGAGUAGGUGGUGCGGUGAAGUAGUAGGUGGGCGGGACAAUAAUGUAUUGCAGGGAAUAUCGGUUGGUGUUGCAGCAAAAGGGUUUUAUGCUCUAUAGCUUUUAAAAGCACCAUUUAAAGUUGCAUUAGUGUAGUUUCUUUUUGUUUUUUUGUUUUAUCAGUUUGGAAAGUUUGGUCAUGAGGAAUGUGCAUUCUUGGAUGCUUGAAGGUGACACUUCUUCAUGUCUUUGUCAAUGAGCUGCUUCACAUUUACCUUCUUAAUCCGACUAGCCAAGAAAGAAAAAAAAAAA